AUGAAGCUUCUCUGCUCUUCGGGUGUUGUGCCUCAUCCAGGCGACGUCCCCACUGCUCACCCCAGAGCACUUCAGGGAGGGCUUCCAGAUGUUCUAGGGAAAGUCGGCGCCGACUCCCUCGUGACGGCCGUCCGCGCGCACCGCUUCCUGUGGGAGGUCGACGCCGAGACGGGAGAGGCCAGGGCGAAGAACUACGACCCCCAGACGAGGCCGCGGCGGCAGGACUGGGAUGGGGAGCUGGUAGAGAACGGGGCCUUCUACCUCACGACCAAGGCACAGUUCGACGCAACUCAGUGCCGGCUGGGCGGGAAGAUGGCGCUGUACGAGAUGCCCGAGCACACCUUCGUGGAGAUCGACUCCCCGACGGACUGGCAGAUCUUGGAGGGCCUAGCCCGGGAGCACGGCUACAGCCCCGGCGCCAGGUGA
Messenger RNA from Prorocentrum cordatum, 426 nucleotides. Lineage: Eukaryota; Dinophyceae; Prorocentrales; Prorocentraceae. The record is from the annotation of a GenBank genome assembly.